This is a messenger RNA of Theobroma cacao (cacao), 1288 nucleotides long. Its product is annotated as NDR1/HIN1-like protein 13. The record is from RefSeq and is a predicted model, not a curated record. NCBI's taxonomy places the organism in Eukaryota, Viridiplantae, Streptophyta, Magnoliopsida, Malvales, Malvaceae. Gene Ontology annotation, cellular component: plasma membrane. Gene Ontology annotation, biological process: defense response to other organism.
UAUUUAUGUGGCAAAACCCUUUGCUUUAGUCAUUCUUUUGUUCUCAACUCUUCAGACUCAUUCCCCCUUCCUCCUGUCUAUCUAGUCUCCAGACAGCUACAGCCAGCAUUGAGGAAGAAGAAAGGAAAAGAAGAUUGUUUUGAUUUCUCUUUGGUCCCUGAAGAACCCUAUCUUGGUUUUCUGAGAAUUUGCUAGUUUCAGCUUUUCAGACAGGCCACAGCCAGCAUUGAAAAAGAAGAUUGUUUUGAUUUCUCUUGGAUUCUUGAAGAAACCCCAUCUUGGUUUUCUCACAGUUUGCUAGUUUCAGCUUUUCAGUGAGUCACCGAGUUACCAGCAUAAUGGCCGAGCAAGUCCACCCGGGCGACUCACCAAACGUUACCAACGAACAGUCGGCUCCGAAACUAGCACCUCCGUCGCCUGAAAAACCAGUUCCACAACCAGGCACUUACGUCAUCCAGAUCCCCAAGGACCAAAUCUACCGCGUUCCUCCGCCGGAGAACGCCCGUCGCUACGCGCAUCUCUCGAAACGUAAGGCUAGCGGGGGCACCUGUCGCAGCUGCUGUUGCUGCUUGUUGACCGUCAUCCUCGUUCUCCUCCUCUCCGCUGCCAUUGCCGCCGCAGUGGUGUACUUCGUUUUCAAGCCAGAGUCUCCAAAUUAUUCCGUCGAGAGCGUGGCGAUCAAGGGACUCAACCUGACGUCAGCGUCACCGCUCUCUCCGGAAUUCGACGUCACCGUCCGAGCACACAACCCCAACGACAAAAUCGGUAUUUACUACGAGAAAGGCAGCUCCGUCAAAGUUUACUACGAAGACGUCAACCUCUGUAAUGGCGCGUUGCCCGCCUUCUACCAGCCGACGAACAACGUAACGGUGUUCCAAACGGCUUUGAAGGGCUCCGGAAUCGAACUAACAAACACCGCGCUUAGGGCGCUUUCUGAUGCGCAAAACAAAGGAACGGUGCCGUUCACGUUGAAGCUGAGAGCUCCAGUUAAGAUUAAAGUGGGGUCCAUUAAGACGUGGAAGAUCACCGCUAAGGUGACGUGUAAGAUAACGGUGGACAAUUUAACGGCGACUUCUAAGAUUGUGUCGAAGGAUUGUGAUUACGGAGUAGAUCUUUGGUAGUGAUUGGAAUACAGUUGGUACAGUUGGAGUGUUUGGUCACGGGAAUAGUACUUCAUGGAUAUUGUAAUAUUUUUUGGGGAGGAACAACUUUUUUUGUGAUUAUUAUAUCCUAGUUGUGGUAUACAUUGAUAGAGAUUUUCAGUUAACAUUGCAUGAAUGUUAUAUGA